Molecule: messenger RNA, 4463 nt
Organism: Misgurnus anguillicaudatus (oriental weatherfish)
Lineage: Eukaryota; Metazoa; Chordata; Actinopteri; Cypriniformes; Cobitidae
Source: RefSeq, a predicted model, not a curated record
CCUACCCUCUCGUCACCUUAUUUCGAUUCCAUACGCGCCAAACAUUGUAGGCCAUGAUAAAUUUGACGCAAGCGCUCCAAACGACAUGUUUACGACCAUUCUGAACAGAGUGUCUUAAUUUGUAAAGCAACGCUUUGAUUUAUUCGUUUUAAUUGUUAUAUUUAGCCUUUUUAGAGCAAAGAACAAAGCAGUAUCUCCGUCUCCAAGGCAGCGGGAAGUAAACGGAAAGCAACCGUGUGCUAGCAGGACAUUUGCAUAGUGCAUGCUGCGAUGUGGCUGACACGCGACCGGAGGAUCACCCCCAGGGGUGACAUGUGUGUUGCUGAUGCUGACUGUAUUACCGGCAGUCUGAUGAAGAAUGAUUCCUUCUGCAUGAAUCAGUCCUUCCCCUCCGAAAGGAACUGCACUUUAAAUCCCCUGGAUGCAACAGGUGAUUUAAAUGUUGGCACACCGGUGGCCAUGAGGAAUCUUCAGAUAUCGGAUCUUCAAGACUCUCACCCUGUGGCCCAGCAGAUUCCUGUGUUUGAGAGCUCUCUGCUUAAACGGCUCACAUGUGGUGCCCCAGAGAAUUGUGGGAUAGCUCUUAAUCCCAGCACAGCCAACCUGUCCAUUAACCGCAGCACAGCACAGGUUGUGGAUGCCAACGAUUAUGCUUGUAAGCUAUUUGAGUGUGCAUAUAGCGAUUUGAUUGGCCAGAAGCUGACCUCUCUCCUGAGAGCCAAUCAGAUACUAGAGGAGGCCCUGAAGGAGGAUACACUCGAUUCCACUGGGAACCUUGUUACCUUUUCUGCGAAAGUGGUGACUGCGGUGAGCUUGGCAGGUGCAGAAUUUCCUGUGUCUGUGUGUGUUCAGAUGCCCGAACAGCCACAGGUUGUUGAGCUUCUCCUGGAGAAAGUGGAGAGGAUCACGGCGCACGUGACUUUCACACAGAAUGGAGGAAUUCUGAGUUGUGAUCCCACUUUUGCCCAUCUCCAUGGAUAUCACACUGCUGAAGAUCUGACAGGCCUGUCGAUCAUGGCUCUGAUGCCAUCACUACAGAUGCCAUUCCACUGCAGGACAACUCCUAAGGUGUUGCGUGUACAGAGAUUGCGUUUGCAGGACAGGACAGGUCUGGCAGUGCCUGCGUGUAUCCGACUGCAUGCUGCUGUGUCCUGUGGAAGAUCGGCGCAUCCGGAACAUUCUGACAUCGGCAGCUCUCGACGACUCAGUCGGACACCAUCAGGUGGUAAAUCAGCUUCUGGUGAUGUCCUAUCCCCCAGCUCAGGUGUACUUUACUCUGGGUCGGUGUGUGUGUUCUCUCCCAGUAGCUGUCUUCUGACACUUCUGCCCAAUGGGACCAUUCACACUGCCAACAACAUCUUUAGCUUCCUGCUACUUGGAUACAACAGCCAGCAGCUGGUCGGCAAGACCAUCACGUACCUGAUACCAGCGUUUUAUGAGCGAGUUCGUGCCGGGAAUCAAAGCAACGACUGUGAAUCUCAUCUACAUGACACGUCCACCCCCACAGAUCCUUGUAGAUGUUCUGCUAGUGCUAAAUGUCAACCUGUCGAUGCUCUAACUCUCUUAACUGAUGCUAAUGCAACAAAAGAUGACCAACAAGACACUUGUAAUCCAAACACCGUGCUUGCUGGAGACAGUGUGAUGGUACAUCUGGCCAUAAGGAAGAGAGCAGGUCUCGGGAAAGGAAAGAGGAUCUUUACUGGGACCAGUGCUAAAUUGGAGAAGGAGGGCAGCGUCCCAUCAACCAUGACCUCACCCGCUGUCACUUCCACACCAAUGAAUGGGUUGGAUGAUACUACAGACCUUUGUGAACAGAUUGUAGCCCUGUCCACACGGAUGUCCGAGUCUGACUCUGCAAACUCCACCAAUGCUCUGCUACAGACCUUUGCUCUGGUGGAGUCCCUGGAGGUCCACAAAACCUGCCCCUCUACCCAUUUCUCUGCUUGUGGUGGCCCAUCAGGGCAAGAUGCCUCCAAGGCACCUCUUAAUCAAAAACUUUCAAACCCAGACUCUAAAGUUCAUCCAAACUCACCACACCCUGAAUCUCAUAAUCAGUCCUGUCAGUGCUCCGAGCAGGCCCAGCUUAAUGACUCCAGCUUUGAAGUGAUUUCCCUGGGCAGCGGGUCAUCAUCCGGAUUCUGUGAGAAGUUAGUGGGUGGUUCCGGCCCAGAAAAGCUCGAUGAGUCUCAACAGGGACGUCAGCUUGCAGAAUCUGGGAGCUGCUUCCUGGACUUGAACUCUAAUGGAGACGAAAUUGUUCAUGGCUUGUCGGAGAUGAACCUGAAUGAGAGCAUUGAGAUCCCAGAUGCCCCUAUAGAUCUCGACCAUUCGUUGACCUCUUGUGAUACUGCUGAACUUCUGCGUACCCCUUCACCCUUCAUUGUAGAAUCAGACACGGAGGUUGAAGAUAGGAUCUGCUCGGAAGAAGAGGCAACAGACGAAACUGCUCAAUCAUCGAAAGAUCAAAUACACGAUGCAAGCCCUCAGCAAAAGGCUCUAGAACAACCAGCACGAAAACACCUGGAACAUUGGAACCCAUCUUCAGUUGGUGUCGUGGGGCGUGUUCUAGAUCUCCGGAGGAGUGGUGGAAUGAUGUUGCCAGGUGACGCUCCUGCCACCUCCACCCCUAAGAAGGCUCAGACAAACUCUUUUAUUCCAGACGGCAGGUUUCAUGUAACAUGCUACCACAGAGAUGGUACUCCAAUCGAGGUUCAGUGUGAUGUGCGGCAGGCAUCCUUAUCCAAUGAUCGUUCUUUAUUCUGCCUGUGGCUAAGUGGGAGUCAUCUUUUGCUCCAUCAUCAGGAGGCACUACAAAGCAUGAUGUCUCCAACAGCAAGGACAGGAGCCCCAGAACAGGAGCCAUUUGCCUACAGCUUUGCUGAGGCAAUCCGUUCUGAUGCCCUGCGUUCUUCUGUGGACCUGGAGCAGUCCCGAGCAUGCGAGGGUCAGUUUGAGGAAGAGUAUCGUCCAAUGCGCUCCAUCGGAAAGGGAGCCUUUGGCUUCGUCUGGCUUGCUUCAAGACGGAAAGACGAACAGGAAGUGGUUGUAAAGUUCAUCAGGAAAAGUGCAGUGGUGGGUGAGUGUUGGGUAGAUGAUCCUGAUCUGGGGCGGGUCACUCAGGAAGUAUCCAUACUGGCUCGUCUGCAUCACCCCAACAUCGUGAAGGUGUUGGAGAUAUUUGAGAAUGAGGGGUUCUUCCAAAUGGUUAUGGAGAAACAUGGGGACGGGGUCGACCUAUUCGAGUUUAUCGAUAUGCAACCAAGACUGGAUGAACCUCUUGCAAGUUAUAUUUUUAGACAGUUGGUAGCGGCAGUGAGUUACCUGCGGGGUCAAAGAGUGCUUCACAGAGACAUAAAGGAUGAAAAUAUCAUCAUAAACUCUCAGUUUCACAUCCAACUUAUUGACUUUGGCUCAGCUGCUGUACUGGAACCUGGACAGCUCUUCUACACCUUCUGUGGGACUCUGGAGUACUGCUCACCUGAGGUGCUCCAAGGAAACCCGUACGAGGGUCCAGAGCUGGAGAUGUGGUCUCUAGGAGUCCUCUUAUACACUUUACUUUUCAGUGAAAAUCCAUUUUGUAGCGUGGAAGAGACCUUGAAAGCCCAGCUUAAUCCUCCCUGCCAGAUAUCCACAGAGUUGUAUGGACUGUUGGCUGGGCUUCUGCACCCAGUCAUUACUCAGAGAAUAACACUAGAAGAGCUUUUGGAGUCACCAUGGUUGCGGCAGCCCAUUAACCUGGCGGAGUACUCGUGGGGAGAGGUCUUCGCCUCCAGCAAUGUGUCUACAGAGCGUGUUGAGUCCAUCUCAGGUGUGCAUCAGGCAGACAUCUUCUACCUGGACCCCGACAACAACCAAAGCUCAUUAGAUGACACUCCUCUAGAGGAUGAAGAAGAGGAUGAGGAGCAGAGGAGAACAAUGACAGCGCUGCAGUCAGAGCUGCUAAAAUAUCUCACAGAUGAGUGAGGAACCGUCCACCUGCUGUCAAUCAUUUUUAAAAACGUCUCCAUAGAGGAACUAAACAGCUUUAUCCAUGUUUGGGGGAUGGAAUGGAAGCAUUAAGGUUAUUUAUCAAAUGUUAUAUAACCUGUCAUAGUGUUUUAAAACAUUUAUUCUGUUAUGUAGCAAGAUCUCGCACUGAUAUAUUAUAUUUGACAGAAGGAAAACAGCAAUGAUUGUCUUGUUAAAACAUAUGGCACGUGCACUGGACCUGGUUGAGGGUCAAAUAAUGCGUUUUUAGUUGUGUAAACAACUUGUUUUAGGUUAAUUUUAAACCUUUUUAAAUUAUGAAUUUUAAUUAUUUUAAUUGAAAUUUCUAUAUUUAUCCUGUGAAUAAAUUGUUAUUGGCAACACUUAAGUUUAUAAGCUGUCUGUAACUUUGUUUCGAUCUGUAUACUGGCUUUGUAAAGCCUCUGUCAAUCACAAAUGUCAUUGAAAUUUUCUUCAAUAAAAAUAUUUGAAGUUUA